AUNUACAUACUCGGUGUGCCAAAGCAUGGAACAUUCAAAGCUACUGUGUUCCUUAUCCACGGGUGGCCAGACCUUUGGUAUGGUUGGCGCUACCAGAUACCAUUCCUCAUCCAGCAGAACUUGCGCGUCGUCGUUCCUGAUAUGAUGGGAUAUGGUGGAACACACUCGUAUAUUAGNAAUGCUCCACGCUCACCACCUGCUGAUUUACGCCUCUAUUCCAUCAAACGAGCAGCCGACGACAUUUUUGCGUUGGCCAAGCAACUAGGCGCCCCUAAGAUCAUCUUGGGUGGCCACGACUGGGGCGGCUUCGUGGUAUACCGGACUGCACAAUGGUUCCCAGAGCUCGUUACUCAUGUCUUCUCUGUAUGCACACCAUACACGGUUCCUUCGAAGCAUUACAUCUCGCUCGCUGAGAUGGUCAACGGUCCCUUGCCUCAAUUUGGGUACCAAUUGCAACUCGCAGGGCCUGAGCUGGAGGCCAAUAUCAAGUCUUACGAUCAGGUCAAAGGGUUUUUGAAGGCUCUAUAUGGCGGAAGAUCUGCUUCAGGCAAACCCUGCUUUCGACCAGAGACUGGUAUAGACCUUGAAGGGUUAAAGACGAUCGGUCUGGCACCCUCGCUCAACGGNGAAGAGUACAUGCGUCACGGACUACAUGGACCCUUGAAUUGGUAUCGAACACGUCGCAUAAACUUUGAAGAUGACCUGAAGCAACCGGUCUUGUUCAUCUCUGGUAAGCUUGAUGCAGUGCUGACACCGGAGAUGUCAAAAGGUAUGGAGGCAUUUAUACCAUUUCUGAGAAGGAGGGAAGUAGAAACUGGUCACUGGGCUUUGACACAAGUCCCUGAAGAAGUAAACAAGAUUGUGGAAGAGUGGUUUGUUGAGGUAGUCUUCGGCGCGAAGAGUAUCUUGUGA
This is a messenger RNA of Aureobasidium vineae, 912 nucleotides long. The record is from the annotation of a GenBank genome assembly. Lineage: Eukaryota; Fungi; Ascomycota; Dothideomycetes; Dothideales; Saccotheciaceae.